AGAGGCGGUGUUGUCGCUACUGUGUCACGUGGGGUGCUCUGGCCUAUGCUAGCGCCGGAAGUACCUCGGGGACUGCCGGAAGUAUCUCCGUGACUACCGGAAGUGCCGCUCUGCGCCGCGCCAUGGCUGGGAGAAGGCGAUUUAUUUAGGACUCUUGCCCCUUCUAUCCCAAUGGCACACAUCACCAUAAAUCAGUAUUUGCAACAAGUGCAAGAAGCUAUUGACAGCAGAGAUGGACAGUUUUGUGCAGAAUUGGUAUCAUUUAAACAUCCACAUGUUGCAAACCCAAGGCUUCAGCUUCCAUCUCCAGAGGAAAAGUGUCAACAAGUUUUGGAACCACCAUAUGAUGAAAUGUUUGCAGCCCACUUAAGAUGUACUUACGCCGUUGGAAACCAUGACUUUAUAGAGGCGUACAAAUGCCAAACCGUUAUUGUCCAAUCUUUCCUGCGAGCAUUUCAGGCACAUAAAGAAGAAAAUUGGGCUUUACCUAUUAUGUAUGCUGUAGCCCUUGAUCUUCGAAUUUUUGCUAAUAACGCAGAUCAACAGCUGGUAAAGAAGGGGAAAAGCAAAGUUGGCGACAUGCUAGAAAAAGCAGCAGAACUGCUGAUGAGCUGUUUUCGAGUCUGUGCCAGUGACACUCGAGCAGGCAUUGAAGAUUCCAAAAAGUGGGGCAUGUUGUUUCUCGUGAAUCAGCUGUUCAAAAUUUAUUUUAAGAUCAAUAAGCUCCAUCUAUGUAAACCCUUAAUUAGAGCAAUUGACAGUUCAAACCUGAAGGAUGAAUAUAGCAUGGCACAGCGAGUUACAUACCGAUACUACGUUGGACGCAAAGCCAUGUUUGACAGCGACUUUAAGCAAGCUGAAGAGUAUCUGUCAUUUGCUUUUGAGCACUGUCACCGUUCAAGCCAGAAAAACAAAAGAAUGAUUUUGAUCUACCUGCUGCCUGUAAAAAUGUUGUUGGGCCAUAUGCCAACUGUUCAGCUCUUAAAAAAGUACGACCUUAUGCAGUUUGCUGAAGUAACAAAGGCUGUGAGUGAAGGCAAUCUUCUCCUACUGAAUGAAGCUCUGACCAAGCAUGAGACCUUCUUCAUUCGAUGUGGAAUCUUUCUUAUCCUCGAGAAGCUGAAAAUCAUCACAUACAGAAAUCUCUUUAAGAAAGUAUAUUUACUGCUCAAAACACAUCAGUUAUCCCUAGAUGCCUUUCUUUUUGCUCUGAAAUUCAUGCAAGUAGAUGAUGUUGACAUUGAUGAAGUCCAGUGCAUUUUAGCUAAUCUUAUAUAUAUGGGUCAUAUUAAAGGCUAUAUAUCUCAUCAGCAUCAAAAACUUGUGGUCAGUAAGCAGAACCCAUUUCCUCCUCUGUCAACGGUGUGUUGAGUAUUGUGUCUUACCCAUGCAAGAACAGAUCUGCAACUUGCCCAGUGGAGCUGCUCCUCAUCAGCCAGAGAACAUUAUAAAUACCUGGUUCAUAUCCAAGGCUGGAAUACCAGGAACUGUGUGUGGCUCCUUUCCCAGAAUGACCAAGGCUGUCGGUGUAACAAAAUGCAUCAACUACUUUUCAGUAGUGGUUUCUGAAGGUUUCUUAGAUCAUUAAAAGUAUCUCCUGAGGAAAUAAAAGCAAAGCGUUCCAAAGAUCUUC
Molecule: messenger RNA, 1633 nt
Organism: Lagopus muta (rock ptarmigan)
Lineage: Eukaryota; Metazoa; Chordata; Aves; Galliformes; Phasianidae
Gene: PCID2
Product: PCI domain containing 2
Exons: 15
Coding region: 172-1371 (399 amino acids)
Biological process (GO): poly(A)+ mRNA export from nucleus; post-transcriptional tethering of RNA polymerase II gene DNA at nuclear periphery; transcription elongation by RNA polymerase II
Cellular component (GO): transcription export complex 2
Molecular function (GO): double-stranded DNA binding; RNA binding
Source: RefSeq, a predicted model, not a curated record